This is a messenger RNA of Peronospora matthiolae, 1017 nucleotides long. The record is from the annotation of a GenBank genome assembly. Lineage: Eukaryota; Oomycota; Peronosporomycetes; Peronosporales; Peronosporaceae.
AUGGUCACAUUAGUCCGAGCUGUGCAUCGACUUGUCGAUGUUUGUCAAAACCUCUUCACUCCCCUUCUUCACUCGUUGAAACGCCACCAGUUCAACACGCUCUCCAUCCAUUCAACAGGUACAGUGCAAGCCUGUCCGAUGCAAUCAUCGCGCCUUGCUCCACUGUUGCAAGCAGCUUUGCUGCCGUCGGAGCCAUUCUCAGCCCCGCGCUCCCUCCGCAGCAUCCGUCUGCCGUCAUUGUCCCCUCGCCUUCCAAUGCUGCCUAGUCUCGUAAGCACACUCGCAGCCCAAAGCGGCUACGCUUCGACUGCCACGUCUUCACCAGCCAACGUGUCGACGUCCAUCUCUUAUCUUCUGAACCCGCCAAGGCAUCAGGUGGCAACUGUCCACUACCAGCACCAACUGCAACAGGAGCGACAGUAUGCUCCAGCGGCGUCGAUCGGUGGUCCCCCGUCCACCACGCUGUACCAUCCGUACGCCAAAGUCGCGUCUCCAAUGAGUGUGACGACUCUUGACGUCCGCCACCCGCAGGACCUCAAGGCCCGGCUCAAGAAGAAGCGCAAGACGCGCAUCUGCAAGUCCGAAGGCUGUGAAAAGUACGUCGUGGACCGCGGCCUGUGCAUUCGUCACGGCGGUGGCAAACGCUGCUCGGUAGACGACUGCAACUGCCGCGCGCAGAACCGCGGACUGUGCUGGAAACACGGCGGCUACACGCGCUGCACGGUCGACGGCUGCACGAAGCGCGCCAAGUCGCGCGGAAUCUGCUGGUCGCACGGGGGCGGCACGCGCUGCAAACAUGGCGCGUGCUCCAAGAUCGCCGUCUCGCACGGUCUGUGCUGGGCGCACGGCGGCGGCAAGCGCUGCCUCGUGGAGACGUGCCAAAAACCUGCGUACGAGCGCAACGGGAACUUGUGCGCCGAGCACUGCACGCAGCGGACACAGCAGCAGCAGCAGAUGAUGGAAGGUGGUGGUGCUGUAGCUGCUACUGCUACUGCUACUGCACCUGCAAUUGACUAA